Molecule: messenger RNA, 939 nt
Organism: Chelmon rostratus (copperband butterflyfish)
Lineage: Eukaryota; Metazoa; Chordata; Actinopteri; Chaetodontiformes; Chaetodontidae
Gene: lyrm1
Product: LYR motif containing 1
Exons: 5
Coding region: 157-522 (121 amino acids)
Cellular component (GO): mitochondrion
Source: RefSeq, a predicted model, not a curated record
CCGAGAAAUACCAGAAUUAUCCCCAUAAAGAAACUUACCUUUUUGGAAAAUUCUACUGUGUGGAAUUGGAUGUACAUCACUUCAGGAAUGCCAAUACAAACCAAGUAGUUGCUUAAACCCCUUCAUCGUGAAGGUAGCUGCUGUUUUGGAGCCCCAAUGAUGGCCUCCACUCGCAGGACAGUGUUGUCACUGUACAUGAGGGUGUUUCGCAUUGCCCGAACCUGGCAGGCACAGAGCGGGGUUACGAGUGACACAGAGACUGAGAGGAAAUACAUACUUCAGGAAGCCCGGACUCUGUUUAGACAGAACCAGCAGCUCACAGAUCAAGAAUCAGUAAAGAGGUGUAUAGAAGAAUGUGAAGCAAGGAUAGAAAUAGGUCUACAUUACAGGAACCCAUAUCCAAGGGCUACCUAUCUACCGCCACUGGGACUGGCAACUCAGAAAGGCAGGAAACUGCGAGCACAGCAGCGUCUGAGGAAGCAGGCCAAGCCAAUUUACUUACAGUCACAAGACGAGACCUGAUGCUCGAUAUCCUCGCUCCUUGCCAAGAGUUCAAGUUACCAAGGACAGGAAACUAGAGCGCAGUCACAAACUGAUCUCGUAGGAUGAGUUGUUGCAGGCCAGUUAAUGAUGCCAGAACACCGUCAUUCAGGGAAAAGCCAUGUUUUCAUUGUCCUUUUUUUAACUUUUAGGCUUGUGUUCAGCUCAGGCAGCCUGUCAGCGUGGAGUGACCUGUAAUGUAAGAUCAAGUUGUAUUUUUAAUUUAUUUCUGUGUAAAAAUUGUUAUAAUAAAUGCUUCACACAUUCUUUCUAUAUUGCUAAAAGUUGGUGUUUAAUACACAAAUGCACAUUCAUUUUAAGUGAUUCUACUGCUGAGAAACAAAUUAAGCUGUCUGAACAGUAAUGUCUUGUAUUCACGUAAUAAAACUGUGAAGUUUU